This is a messenger RNA of Mytilinidion resinicola, 1133 nucleotides long. RefSeq lists its product as uncharacterized. NCBI's taxonomy places the organism in Eukaryota, Fungi, Ascomycota, Dothideomycetes, Mytilinidiales, Mytilinidiaceae. The coding region runs from base 12 to 1133 and encodes 373 amino acids. The transcript has 2 exons. The record is from RefSeq and is a predicted model, not a curated record.
CUACGUCAAUCAUGUCCUCUUCUGAAGCUCCAAUCCUCCCCUGGCAACCCCUUCCCCCGUCCCGCACAAACAGCACCAACACCCUCCACAUCCUCCAAGCCGGCUCCCUCACCAUCCCCCAUCACCUCCUCUACCUAUCCCCCAACCCCCCGAACUCCAAAAUCCUCGUCCCCGUCUACACCUUCCUCCUCACACACCCGCCGUCCAACGCCACCUACCUCAUCGACCUCGGCAUGCGCCCCGACCUCUCCCAAACCACACCCUUCUUCCAGAAAAACGUGCUCAAGAACUUCGACUGCUAUCCCAAAAGCCCAGUGGACGUGCUACGGCACCACGGCUCUCCCACCCAGCAGCCCGAGUUCUUCGUAAAAGCAGUCCUCUUCACACACCUCCACUUCGACCACUUCGGCGACGGCGCGCAAUCCGGCGGCUUAGAGCGCGCGGAACUCUGGGUGGGUCCGGGGAGCGUGGCGAAGGCGCGGCCGGGGUAUCCUGAAGCCCCGGAGGCGGCGAUGUGGGCGAGUGAUCUGUCUAGUGAUGGGACGCGGAAGGUUGUUGAGUUUUCAAUUCCCGGGGAAGGGGAGGAUGGGGAAAGGGGGCGCGUCGUGAAGGAAGCGGUGGAAAAUGGGCUGUAUGAGGGGGUGGAGCGACGGAUCCCUGAGUUGGGAUGGAAGCCUCUAGGAGCGUUUGACCGUGCAUGCGACCUUUUUGGUGACGGGAGCGCUUAUCUGGUUGAUGCGCCGGGGCAUAUGCUGGGCCAUGUUAUGGUGCUGGUACGCGUGAAGAUCGAAGGCGGAGAAGGGAAAGGGAAAGGGAAAGGGAAAGGGAAAGGGAAAGAGGAGGAUGACUGGGUACUAUUAGGUGGUGACUGCUUCCACCACGCCAACUUGCUCAGGGAGCCGUUGAGAACGGCGAGGCCACCGGGUAGCAAGAGCGGGAUGCAUGGUGAUGGAGAAUUAGCUGUGCAGACCAUGUGGAGGACGAAGGCGAUGGCGGAGAGGGCAAAUGUUUGGGUUAUUGGGGCGCAUGACGGGGAGGUUGGGGAGGUGCUGAACAAAGGGGUAUCGGAGAUUGAGGGGCUGGUGGAGCUGGGGGAUUGGAGGAAGAAGGGAUGGAAGAGGAAUGUAGGUUAA